This is a messenger RNA of Patella vulgata (common limpet), 1445 nucleotides long. RefSeq lists its product as uncharacterized. The record is from RefSeq and is a predicted model, not a curated record. Bases 109 to 639 code for a protein of 176 amino acids. The transcript has 4 exons. NCBI's taxonomy places the organism in Eukaryota, Metazoa, Mollusca, Gastropoda, Patellidae.
CGCGUAGAGGAGGUUCUUAUCGGGACUGCAAUAAAUAAAUCUACCUUAGCAACGGCUGGUAUAGACUUUAAAGCGUGGUGUAGCAGGAAGUCAAAGUCAUAGAUAACCAUGUCGGACGGCCAGAACAGCACACCCCGAGAGAAGAAAAGAGUCAACAAAAUAUACAGAGCACCAACUACCCCUCCUCCGGAGGAGCUUUUUACUAAAGAGAAAAGUUUUGUAUUAGAUUGUAACGCGGUCAGUAGUAUCUCUAAUGAUUAUUCUAAAGCUAAUCCUAAGUUAGGUCCCGUUAUUACGCCUUAUAACUCGAAAAAAGAUAUGCACGUUAAAAAUUAUUUUGAAUUUCACGGGGUUGACAAGACCUUAAAGAAGACAGGUCAGUUUAAAAAUGGAGAAUCGAUUGAUGGUAAAGUGAUGGAUUUUUUUCAUAAUCAAGGUGCUGGUUAUAGAUACUUAUCUAGAAGAAAUAUGAAUGGAGCAGGGAGAUCUCGAGAAUUUGUAGAUGGUCAUUCACAAUUCAUGCAGGAUGUUAAACCCGUUAUAGGCUAUAAUGGUCAGUUUGGUUACAGACGAAAUACACCUUGGCUCAGAGAAAGUCCUUCGCCAUUUGGUACCAGCUCGCGUUCCCCUACCAGUUGAACUAUACAAAGUAUAAAAUCCUAAAGAAAACUUUAUUUUUAAAUGAGAAAUCGAUCUGUGAGAAGGAUAGCAUAUAAAAAACAUUAGUGUCACUGUCAAAUCAGAUCGAAUUUUGGGUGCAUAAUGCGAACCAUUCUUUAUAUUUGAAAUUAACUGUUAAUUUUCCGACCAUAAUUCCUGAUUACUGUACAAACAUUUUUGGUGAAUCAGUUUGAAUUUUUUCUUUGUUUUUUUUCCUGAGAACUAUCGCAAAUCAUGUUUACGUGAAAUAUGUUUUAUUUCUUGAUUUACAACAAGCAUACAAUAUUUCUGAUUAUAAUGGUAGUACAAUCUUCGUUUUGGUAUUCUUUUGAUUACCAAUCUGAAUUUUCUCAUUCACGAGGAAGUAAUUCAUGUUUAUUAAAAUCAAUUUCGUAUUAUCUUUAAGUGAGAUAUGUUUUAUUGUUCAUUUACUUUAAACAAUCAUAGUUUCUGAUUUUGUUGGCAGUACAAUCAUUUUCUUGUGAAUUAGUUUGACGUUGCCUAUUUGCAAAAAUCUGAUUACAUGAAUUUUCCUGCCAAAAUUCAAGUUACGGUUCGUGAUUGUUUUAGACCGUGUUUUGACAGUAGAAUAAUAUUCACUGUUAGCUUGUUGCAUCAAUAAUUUAAAUCUGUUGUUUAAUUUAUUAAGCACGAUAAUUUUUUUUAUUUAUACAUGUAUUAUAAUAAAUUAAUGUUGUUUUCAUUGAUCGUAUAUUUUAUAGUAUUAUUUAUUAAUCAGUAUUAUUGUUCAUAUUAUGACUAGAAUAAAAUGUAUUGUAAAUAUU